ACUCCAGCUUAGAGUGUGAGAGAUCCGUCCCGGUGGGAGGGACCCGGGCUCGUGGGGGACGGAUGGGGGAACAAGGGGGAGUGGGGCUGGGGAAGCUUCUGGGAACGUUUGCUCUAGGGAUUGAGCUAAACUAAGAAAAAUUGGUCCAAGGCUCGGCACAAAAGGAUCUUUUCACGCUAGUCCUUUCGCCCACGCAGGGAACGAUGCCUCUGGAGGUGGUGGUGGAGCUGCAGAUCCGGGCGAUUUCUUGCCCAGGGGUGUUCCUGCCUGGCAAGCAAGAUGUGUACCUCGGGGUCUACCUCCUGAAUCAGUACCUGGAGACAAACAGCUUUCCUUCUGCGUUCCCCAUUAUGAUUCAGCAAAGCAUGAGAUUUGAAAAGGUAUUUGAAAAUGCAGUAGAUCCUGGAGCUGUAGCAGACAUUUUGGAAAGCUCCCUAACCAGGUUUGAAUUAAUACAGCUAGUUCCUCCAGUGUGGGAUGAGUUGGCCUGCUAUGAAGAAAACACACGGGAUUUUCUUUUCCCUGAGCCCAAGCUGACACCUUUAUAUCCUAGGAGGUAUAGGGAGGUGCUCAUGAAGACGGCUCUAGGUUUUCCAGAAGAAAGACAUGAGUCACGAAGGCCUUUAUUUACAUCACAUGAACCAAUAUUAAAUACUAUAAAGAUGAAACCAAAGGAGAAUAAUCUCAAUAGACUGCCCAAAGGCAUGCAAGCCCGGGCUCCCUCUCCAUAUUCUACCAGGCGUUUCUUCCAGGACCAGCCAGCUCAGUUGAACCUUGGAAAUAAUUUCAAAAUCUUUGGAGGAAGCAAGCCUCCAUUCGUUGUUAGACAUGUGGACAGUGCAAAGCCCUUUGGUGAGAAUAUUUCAGAGCAUCAUUUGAGGAGGUCUAGAAGAAAAUCUAAGUUUUCAGACUUUCCGUUUCCAAUGAGAAGAGCUUCUUCUCUUGACAGCCUUGCAGCUAACAUAAAGAUUAUUAAAGAGCCAGAUGAACGGAUUGUUUUAAGGAGCGAGUCAACAUCACAUUUAGAUUCAAGUAAAUUUGGAAAGCCCUCACCCAGUAAACAAGGGGAUGCCAGUUUCCAUGGGAAAGCUUCAUUUUCUACCUCCCAGCACUCCAGAUCUCCUGGCCCCCUGGAUCAGCCCCUUCUCCGAAAAAGGUUCCAUCCUGGUUCUCAGUCCACAUGGAAGAAUAUCCAUGAGAGGGUAUGCAGUCUUCUGACAGCCCACAGAGCUCAGCAGCACAAAAACAAGGAAGAUUCUACGUCUGAAGUAAAUUAUAUCAUCGAAAGACAAAGCUACCCUCUGAAGCAAUACCCACUGCGUGAACAGAGAUAUUUUUAAGCUACUGUCUUAUAUAAGUAAGCAGCUUAAGUGCUUUUCCUUAUCUUGAUUUGCUAAAAGACUUUCAGUUUCAUCCUUUCAAUAUGAAGUAACUAGAAAGUUUGGAGGAUGGGAGACUUGGAAGAGACCCAAGAACCAUGUUCUUUCCUCACUCUAUAUAAUAAUGGCAGUGCAUGUGUCUUCCAGCUCUCUUGAUUCCUCUUGUAAUCAUUUCCCCUGACCCCAACAUCACCCUUUAUCUAAUGGACCUUCCAGCCUUCUUUCAGUUCUUUGAACACGAGCUCUUUCCCGCUGUGGGGUCUUUGUACAUGUUGUUUUCUACAUCUGGACUAUGUCUUCCUGACUCUGCUUGGAUAACUCCUAUUUGUCCUUCUAGCCUCAUGACUUUCUAUGACACAACACUCCCUCUCCCUCUGAUAUGUACCCUUUAGCACCCUGCAUUUUUCCUUCGUAAAUUAUGACACAAUUUAUUAUUAUAUUUGAUCUGGGCUGAUUGUUUAAAAUUCAUCUCUUCUACCAGAAUGAAACCUUUAUGAGAUGAGGGAUCUGUGCCUGCUGCUCACUGCUUUAUACCCAGCAUUUAGUACUGUACAGUGGAAUCACAUUUAAUUUUUCAAACACAUGUACUAGGUGUGUGUACUGAACAAGAACCUGCCUUCCCACCUCCACCUUGCUGCUGUCCCUGUAUCACCUGAUCCUUCAUGAUGGUUGCUGCUCAGUAAAGAGUUUUUAUAAAUGUAUGUUGAAUGAGGUAACAAGGCAACUCUAGAAUUCAGAUUGGUGGCAAGUAGUUAGUCACAUUUUGGGACAUCAUUGUUUCUCAUAUGUUCUUUUCUUUUCCAUUUCUAACCCAGGCUCAGAAUAAUAUCGCCCUUCCUUAUAACAUGCGGCCUGAGUGCUGAGACUUGUCCACAUACUUCACGUAUAUUAAACAAGUUCAUAUCUAAUUCUCAGGACAAUCUGAUGAGAUAGGUACUAUCAUUAGUUUCAUCUUACAGAUAGGGAAACUGAGGCAUAGGUUAGGUCCGUUGCUCAAGGUGACAUGGCUAAUGAAUGGUGGAGCUGAGAAUAUGGACCUGGGUAGUGUGGCUUCAGAGAACAGCCUCUUAACCACUACAUUCUAUUGCAUUUCCAAAGCUAGAGUAUAAUCAUACAUGGAAAUCCAUGGGGAGAAAGAGGGCCCUUUGGAACCCAAGCAGAGUUUGUGGGCAUUGCCUUAAGAAGUCUCCCACUAGGAUCCUAUAGCUUUGUACUGUGUAGUCCUCAUUCAGCAGGAUCAGAAUAAUUAUGCGUCUUUCUAAACAGUAAAGGAGUGUGGGAUGACCUGCUAAAUUUUCAUUGUAGUCUGGCUCCUGAAAGUCUGGUUUGAGGGUCACUCGUGCUUUAUAGCACAAAUCGGCUUACCCUAGGGGUGGCCAGGGCUCCCCACCUUUAGCACAGAAGAAGGUGCAGGACAGCUAAGUAAUUGCCCAUUCUGCAGGCUUCUACCUUAGAACAUUCUGCUUGCUAGAUUAAAGGAUGGAUUCUGGGCCAUUUACUCUCUGGUUACCAAAAUAGCCAUCUAGGCAAUUACUUAGGUAGUUAUGGGAACAUAGGCCACAUGAUUACCAAAUGCCAAAUUUUGUUGAAUUUCAGCAUGGGUAAUAUCAAGUUACAUAGAGCCCUGAACCAGCUGAUAUGUAUACUCUGAUGUUGGGGAUAGAGAGAAGGUAAGAAAAGAAAAAAAAAAAGCCA
This is a messenger RNA of Sapajus apella (tufted capuchin), 3074 nucleotides long. It is a transcript of the gene SPATA6L, whose product is annotated as spermatogenesis associated 6 like. The transcript has 11 exons. Gene Ontology annotation, biological process: spermatogenesis. Lineage: Eukaryota; Metazoa; Chordata; Mammalia; Primates; Cebidae. Gene Ontology annotation, molecular function: myosin light chain binding. The record is from RefSeq and is a predicted model, not a curated record. Bases 204 to 1340 code for a protein of 378 amino acids.